CUAAAGUUUUCCAUCAUAUUGCACGCGUCUAAAUUGUUCAUUUCCGUACUUGACAUUGUCGCCAAUCCUUGGACGAGACCUACGUUCAAAAUGUCACUUAAAUCAAAAGAGAAAUCAUUCUGGAGUAUGGUUAUCAAACCAGGCAUCAAAUACACGUUCACUGUUGAACAUUCCUUCCAUAUCUCCAAGGCCGUCAUCGAUUAUACUUCACGACCUCACGACUCGUGCGGAAUUUACAUUCACAGUGCGAUGACCAGCCUUUUAGUGGAUCAUGGGGACCAGCAAGGAAUCACCUUGUGCAAUCUCCAUAUGCAAGACAAUAAGAAAGUCUUAAAGCCGGAAGCUGACCUUGACGUGUACUUUAUGGCUGGACAGACCAUUGCACUGUACUCUGCCAAAAUUCAUCCAGAUGAAGUGACAAAUAAUCUUUAUAAAGAGCUGACUAUUCACUUGUCUGGUUAUCAGCUGUAAUGAACUGUGAGCUAUUUGAA
Messenger RNA from Daphnia carinata, 491 nucleotides. Its product is annotated as 46 kDa FK506-binding nuclear protein-like. The transcript has 2 exons. Bases 91 to 471 code for a protein of 126 amino acids. NCBI's taxonomy places the organism in Eukaryota, Metazoa, Arthropoda, Branchiopoda, Diplostraca, Daphniidae. The record is from RefSeq and is a predicted model, not a curated record.